GCCGGGCCGUGCUGUGUGUGUGAUGAGGAGCCUGUAGUAAUAUCUCCCUGGUAGCGGAGCUGAGCUGAGCGGAGCGGGGCGAACACAAAACAGAAUCCCGAGAAAGCAGAAAUGGAGCCCUGUGUUUAACAAAGUGGAGUUUUGCUCUCAGCGCGAUGACUUGGUGUACUUUGGGACAGCUCCAGUGUCGGAGGGAGCCGUUAUGAGUCACUCUCCUGACUGAUAUUCAUGUGCAAACGGGACGGACCGACUGACUGACCGGGCGCUGCCUGCCACUCACAGCCGCCUCUCCUCUCACCACCUGCGGCUCGCUCUUUCACGGACUGCCGGCGGGACUGGACCGCAGACUCUUGGAGCGCAGGGGGGGAAAAAAAAGUUCCUGUGCGGGAUGUUCGAACUUUUAAUCUGAUUCUCCGGCGGCUGAGAUGCUGCCCGUGGAGUUUGAUGCUGUUUGCGGAGAUUUCAUCCCAUAGACUGGACAUCAUUAGCACGUUUGGAUCUAUCAGUGCUGCUGGACAGCCUGUCUCACAGACUGAGGGGACUGUGACCAGCCUGUGAGAAGCCUGACUGUAUAAUGGAGUACCGCCACACUUUGGUCCCCCUAUUGGUUUUAUUUACACUCAGAACUUUGGCAUAUGGAUCCAGACCCAGGUUAGAGGAUGCGCCUCCACGGAUCAUAGAACACCCGUCUGAUCUGAUCGUGUCGAAGGGGGAGCCGGCCACCCUCAACUGCAAGGCAGAGGGGCGGCCCACCCCAAUGGUGGAAUGGUACAAGGAUGGGGAGCGGGUCGAGACGGAUCGAGAGGACCCUCGAUCCCACCGGAUGCUCUUACCAAGCGGCUCCCUCUUCUUCUUAAGAAUUGUACACGGAAGACGAAGCAAACCCGAUGAAGGUGUCUACGUUUGUGUGGCGCGUAACUACCUGGGCGAGGCAGUGAGUCGCAAUGCAUCGCUGGAGGUGGCAAUUCUGAGAGAUGACUUCCGUCAAACACCUAGUGAUGUGGUGGUAGCAGCAGGUGAGCCGGCUGUCAUGGAGUGCAUCCCCCCAAGAGGUCAUCCGGAACCCACCAUCUCUUGGAAGAGAAACAACAUCCGUGUUAAUGAUCGGGAUGAGAGGAUCACUAUCCGAGGAGGCAAGCUAAUGAUAUCCAACACCAGAAAAAGCGAUGCUGGCAUGUAUGUGUGUGUUGGAACAAACAUGGUCGGAGAAAAAGACAGCGAUCCUGCUGAACUCGUGGUGUUUGAGAGGCCAGUGUUCACCAAACAGCCGGUGAACCAGGUGGUGUUGGCAGACGAUACGGUGGACUUCUUCUGCGAGGUGCAUGGAGACCCAACUCCGACUGUCCGCUGGCGGAGAGAGGAGGGAGAGUUGCCCCGGGGCAGAUUUGAGAUCCGCAGUGACAACAGCCUGCGCCUGACCCAGGUGCGAGGUGAGGACGAGGGCACUUACACCUGCGUGUCAGAGAACAGUGUGGGCAAAGCCGAAGCUUCGGGCACCCUCCAAGUGCACGUCGGCCCAUCCAUGCCCCCUCAGAUUGUAGUUCGGCCGCGGGACCAGAUCACAGCUCCAGGUCGCACCAUAACCUUCCUCUGUGGCACCAAAGGAAACCCUCCACCCGCCGUCUUUUGGCAAAAACAAGGCAGCCAGAUCUUGCUGUUUCCCAUCCAGGAGCCAUCGCAGGCGGGUCGAUUCUCCGUGUCGCUGAGCGGAGAGCUGACCAUCACGGACGUCCAAGUAGAAGACUCUGGCUUUUACAUCUGCCAGGCCAUCAGCGUAGCCGGCAGCAUCCUGACUAAAGCCCUGCUGGAGGUGGAAAGUGCGCCUUCGGACCGCGUCCCGCCCAUCAUCCGACAGGGACCAGCCAAUCACACAUUAGCUCCUGGUUCCACCACUCAGUUACACUGCCACAUCAUGGGAAACCCCAUCCCCAGCAUCCAGUGGGAAAAAGACGGCCAGAGGAUCCUGGGAAAUGACGGUCGAAUCAGCUUGAUGGAAAACGGCACCUUCCAAAUCACCAACCUGCAGGAAACGGACUCCGGAGUUUACACCUGCCUGGCUUCCAGCUCCAGCGGAGAGACCAGUUGGAGUGGAGUGCUCACAGUCAAAGAGAGCGCAGACUCAUCAGUAGCUCAGGCCACAGAGCCUUUCCAGUUGCCAGGUCCGCCGCACAAACCCAUAGUCACGGAUGUGUCCAAAAACAGUGUCUCCCUGACCUGGCAACCCAACGCUCAUGAGGGAGGGGCCGCCGUCACCUCUUACAUCAUCGAGGCCUUCAGCCAAUCAGCAGGCAGCACAUGGCAGACUGUAGCUGACAUGGUCAAGAUGGAAACGCACACAAUCACCGGCCUUCUCCCCAACACCAUCUACCUGUUCAUUGUCCGUGCCGUAAACGCCUACGGCCUGAGUGACCCGAGCCCCAUCUCGGAGCCCGUCAGAACGCAAGAUGUGAACCCUACAGGUCAGGGAGUGGACCACAGGCAGGUCCAGAGGGAGCUGGGAGAGGUGGCCGUCCAGCUGAUGGUUCCCUCAAUGCUGACAACAGCUUCCGUCAGAGUGUCUUGGACUGUUGACAGUCAGUCUCAGUUCGUCCAGGGCUACCGUCUCUUCUACCGACCCAGCGGGGGAUCCUGGCUCCUCCAGGACAUCAACUCGCCCUCCGAACGCAGCACAGUCCUAACCAACCUGCUCAAAGGAACCGAGUAUGAGAUAAAGAUACGGCCCUAUUUCGAUGAAUUCCAGGGAAAAGACAGCCGAACGUUGCUGGUUCGAACCCCAGAAGAAGUCCCCAGUGCCCCACCCCAAGCUGUCACAGUGGUGAAGCUAAGCAACAGCUCCAGCGCCACCGUCUCCUGGGAGCCUCCACCCAGCCGCAUGCAGAACGGCGUCAUCCUGGAGUACAGGGUGUGGUGUGUGGGCAGCGGCGGCGACAACCAGACGCGCUACCACAUCAACAAGACGGUGGAUGGAAACACGCUGUCCACAGUGGUUAAAGGUCUGAUGCCCAGUGUGCUCUACCAGGUGGAGGUGGCAGCGGUGACCAGUGCCGGUGUCGGAGCUCGCAGUCAGCCAGUUUCCGUCCUCAUCAAGGUUCCAUCUGAACAGCCCUCCACGCCUGGCAGCGGCGGAGGCGGCGGCACCAGCGACAGCGGCGAGGAGAGCAGUGUGAGUCUGGCCGAGCAGAUCACCGAUGUGGUCAAGCAGCCAGCGUUCAUCGCAGGCAUCGGCGGAGCCUGCUGGGUCAUCCUCAUGGGCUUCAGCGUCUGGAUCUACUGCCGCCGCAAGAAGAGGAAGGAGCUGAGCCACUACACCGCCUCCUUCGCAUACACACCGGCAGUUGGUUUCCCUCAUGGCGAGGCAUCGGGACUGAAUGCAAGGCCCGGCGUGCUGGGAGGCAACAUGGGCAACUACCCAUGGCUGGCAGACUCUUGGCCCACCACCAAUCUGGUCCACAGCGGUAAAGAGGCGGUCAAUUGCUGCACGGCCAAUCACGACACAGCUGAGAGAUACUAUAAUGAAGCCGGUAUCUCCAACUACCUGAAUCAGACGGAGAAGUACAGCAUAGGUGGCUCCACCGAGGGUCCAAUCUACAGCACCAUCGAUGCCACCAGUGAGGACCUGCACAGCUUCACCUACGGCCAGCACAACUCCACCACCCCGUACGCCUCCACCUCCAUCAUGCCUUUCACCAACCAAACGCAGACACCGGUCCACAGUGCCGAGCAGCAGGACGAUGGACACUGGAUCACCCAGCCGGGGCCCUCUGGCGCUCAGUACGCCCAGCCGGACCGCUGCAACGGUAAGCCCAAGCAGAAGGCAAUGGGGAAGGCUGUGAAGACCCCGUCUCUGACCUGGAUGGAGGCGUUGCCCCCACCUCCCCCCAUAGGGGAGCUGGAACAGGGUGAGCCGGACGAGCAGCCCCUGGAGCACGAGGACAUGGACUUAGGCUCGGAUGAGGAGUGGUGCCCCCCCCUCCCAGAGAGGACCUAUCUGAUGGAGGGCUGCGAGGAUGGGCCCGCUCCCCCGCAGAGGAACAACGCCUGCUCUCCCGCCACCUCCUACAGCCACCAGUCGACCGCCACGCUCACCCCAUCGCCUCAUGAGGAGACCCGAGCCCCACAUGACCUCCCCCGCCUUCACCAACUAGACAGCCAGCAGCUGUCACGCAGACGGUUACCCUGCGGUCCAGUGCCAGUUCCCCAGGCGCCGAGCCCGCCGCUCACCCAGUCCAACCCCAACCUCUCCGGCCAACAGCAUCACGGCUCAUCAGAAGCUGGCACGCUGCAGUGCCAAAGUCCAGCCCCUCGCUGCCUCCACAGCCAGGGGCCAGCUCUCAGCGAAGACAGCGUCAACGCAACUACACCCGUACACAGUCGCUCAUCCCCAGCAGACACAUGCACUCCUCCCAGCCAAAAGUCACGAGUGAAAAAAAAGGUGUCAAAGAGUUCAGCCUACAGAAGAGACAUACAAGGAGACCUGCCCCCACCUCCGGAGCCACCCCCAGAGGUGAAGCGGUUGGAGGGCCCCCAGGGGUGCGUAGAUGGAGUGAACGGCGCGCUGUCCUCCCUGGAGAGGAGCGAAUACAGCAGCAAUAGUCACCAGCGGAAAGGCUCGGGACACAGACACACUGACAACGAGGACACGAUGGUGUACGGCAGUAAGGCCGCUUACCUCUCCAGGAGUCAGAUGUCCAGUAACUGCUCGACCACAGGGAGCUCCUCAUCCAGAGGCUCCACUGGCUCCCGAGGGCUCAACUCGGCCAGAAAACACAAUGAGGAAAUGAGAUAAGGACACCAGUGGACUGUCCGUGUACCUUCGAUGCCUCCAUCACCCCCCCCCCCCAUCCUUCCACCGUGGACACAACGAGCUGGACAAGAGAAAAAAAGCUUUGUGUUUCAGGAGACCAGACUCUGGGUCAUUGCUGUGAAAGAGCGAACAAAGGACUUUACAUCAUGUUUUCGGUAUUACUAUGAUAAUUUAUGAGCUAUCAAGUUCACUCCUCUCCCUUGAUUUGUAAAUACCUGUGUCUGUACUGUUCUUUUGUGGGUUCUGGAUACAGGGAAAGAGACGUAUAUUGUAUUUAUGAGGAUAAAACAUAAAAAAAAACGAUGUAAAAAAAAAAACAAAACAAAAAACAAAACAAGUCUGUUAUUAUGAAAAAAAAAAGCUCAUGUCUUCUUGAAUGUGCCAACCUUUUUUUUUGUUAAAAUGUAUACUUUUUUGGUAAAGCAUUAACUACUGUUGCACUCUCUUGUUGUGAUGGCAAAACAACAGAAAAUAUGAAGCACAAAGUGUGUUUGCUGGAUGAGAGGGGCGGUGAGAAAAGCCAAAACGAGCGGGUACUCGCUCCUGGAAGGACGCUUCCCGAGAGGGAUCCCUGCACCCAUGUAGUCCGCUAAGAAUGUCAUAGUUUUCUAUGUUCCCUCUGGUUCCUCUGCAGCAAAAUGUUCCAGUGUGCCAGCAGACAGACAGGCUUUAUAAAAGUUUGAUUGUAACCCCUCCCGCUCCUCUCUUGUCCCCUCUACUUGUUCGUCUGAGGGACUGUUUGCUGCAGCCGUGAGAUAAAAAUUUGCAUAUACUCCUUCCAAAACAAGCGGAAAAAUGUCUGUGGACUGACUUUUUUGUACUCUCUUGUCGUUUUGUAAAUGUACAAUAAAAUACAUUUGCUGAUCCGA
This is a messenger RNA of Acanthopagrus latus (yellowfin seabream), 5673 nucleotides long. It is a transcript of the gene robo3, whose product is annotated as roundabout, axon guidance receptor, homolog 3 (Drosophila). NCBI's taxonomy places the organism in Eukaryota, Metazoa, Chordata, Actinopteri, Spariformes, Sparidae. The transcript is spliced from 28 exons. Bases 575 to 4786 code for a protein of 1403 amino acids. The record is from RefSeq and is a predicted model, not a curated record. Gene Ontology annotation, cellular component: axon; plasma membrane. Gene Ontology annotation, molecular function: protein binding. Gene Ontology annotation, biological process: axon guidance; cell-cell adhesion.